CUUCCGAUUCUACAUCUGCUUUUAACUUGAUAAGUUGUAGGAGAACGUUACUCAACAUAUCGGAGACAGCGGUAUACGAAGAUAUGUUGUAUUACCAGAGAGGGGAUGUUCAUUUGAGUUGGUCCCAACCAGAUUGUAGUAAAUGUGAAGAAGUAGGCAGCAAAUGCAAGCUGAAGAAUGAUAAUAGGACACAGGAUGACACAGAGCGUUAUGGUACCACCAAGAAUCAAAGAGUUAUGCGGAAAAUGCUAUUGGUUGCGGGCAUAAUCCUAGGUUUCGGUCUAUUUAUUAUAAUUCUCGUUGGACUUUACCGUGUGCACUACUCAUAUAGAUCAAAGAAAGAGGGCCAACUCAAGAUUGAAAAUUUUUUGGAGGAUUACAAAGCACUCAAGCCCUCAAGAUAUUCUUAUGCUGAUGUCAAGAGAACAACAUAUCAGUUCAAGGACAAACUAGGAGAAGGUGCUUAUGGAACUGCUUUCAAAGGAAGGCUUUCCAAUGAUGUUUUGGUUGCUGUUAAGAUGGAAAUAAAAGAGCUCUUGCUUACGAGUACAUGCCAAAUGAAUCAUAUCUUUGCAACCAGAGACCAAAGUUGUUCCCUCAGUUGGGAGAAUCUUCAAGAUAUUGCAAUAGGAAUAGCAAAAGGAAUUGAGUACUUGCACCAAGGUUGUGAUAAACAAAUCCUUCAUUUUGACAUCAAGCCUCACAAUAUCUUGCUAGACCAUCACUUCAAUCCUAAGAUCUCCGACUUUGGUCUAGCAAAGCUGUGUUCCAAAGAACAAAGGGCUGUUUCUAUGACAGCAGCCAGAGGAACAAUGGGAUAUAUUGCGCCUGAGGUACUGUCUAGGAACUUUGGAAAAGUGUCAUAUAAAUCAGAUGUUUAUAGUUUUGGAAUGCUAUUGUUGGAAAUGGUAGGGGGGAGGAAGAAUAUUGACACCACAGUGGGGAGUACAAGCCAAGUUUAUUUCCCAGAAUGGGUGUAUAAUUGCUUGGAGAGAGGAGAAGUGCUCGGGAUUAGAAUAGAAAAUGAGGGGCAUGCCAAGAUGGCAAGAAAACUUACAAUUGUUGGACUUUGGUGCAUCCAGUGGUACCCAACGGACCGACCAUCAAUGAAAUCAGUGGUUCAUAUGUUGGAAGGAGAAGCAGACAGUUUGACAAUGCCACCAAAUCCAUUUGGCCAUGUAGAUGGAGCGCAGACAAGUGCCAACAUCCCUAGGAGACCAAUUAACAGAGAAUUAGAAGUAAUCUCUGAAUUAGAAUGAUGGAAAUUCUUUCUACUCUACACUUUUUUUUUUAAUGUUUUCUAAAUAAUUGUAUUACAGAAUGAAAUUUAUAAUAAUUG
Rubroshorea leprosula is the source of this 1339-nucleotide messenger RNA. Lineage: Eukaryota; Viridiplantae; Streptophyta; Magnoliopsida; Malvales; Dipterocarpaceae. The record is from the annotation of a GenBank genome assembly.